AGCUGAGACAGACAUCGACAGAGGUGACGUGACCGAGAGCACUUAAAAUUCUAUUUUACACGGGAAUUUGCAAUUUGCUAAGUUAAUCAUGCCAGUCACAAAGGUUCAUGCCCGAGAGAUCUUUGACAGCCGUGGAAACCCUACGGUUGAGGUUGACCUCACAACCGAAUUGGGUACCUUCCGUGCUGCUGUACCGAGUGGUGCUUCAACUGGGAUCUAUGAGGCCCUGGAGCUCAGGGACAAGGACCCCAAAAGGUUCCUGGGCAAAGGUGUUGAGAAGGCAGUAAGUAACAUCAAUGACAUCCUUGGUCCCGCACUUAUUGCAAAGAAUGUGGAUGUGACAAAACAGGGUGACAUUGACAGAUUGAUGCUAGAUCUUGAUGGAACUGAUAAUAAAACUGAGCUUGGAGCCAAUGCCAUCUUGGGUGUCUCCCUAGCCGUGUGCAAGGCUGGAGCAGCCCAUAAGAAUGUCCCACUCUAUAGACACAUUGCUGAUCUAGCUGGCAACUCAAAUGUUGUCUUGCCAUGCCCAGCUUUUAAUGUGAUCAAUGGAGGUAGCCAUGCUGGUAACAAGCUUGCUAUGCAGGAAUUCAUGUUGCUUCCUACCGGAGCUAGCUCAUUCAAGGAAGCGAUGCGCAUGGGAGCUGAGAUCUACCAGAACCUCAAGUCUGUCAUCAAGAAGAAGUAUGGGCAAGAUGCUACCAAUGUAGGAGAUGAAGGUGGAUUUGCUCCUAACAUCUUGGACAACCAAGAAGCAUUGAACCUGAUCAUGGAAGCCAUUGAGAAGGCCGGUUACUCUGGUAAGAUUGAGAUUGGGAUGGAUGUAGCUGCUUCAGAGUUCCACAGAGAUGGCAAAUAUGACCUGGAUUUCAAGAACCCCAAGACCAACCCCAACGACCAUAUCACCUCUGACCAACUUGGUGAUAUCUACAUGGGUUUCAUCAAAGAUUAUCCAGUUGUGUCGAUUGAGGAUUGCUUUGACCAAGAUGACUGGGCAGCCUGGACCAAGUUCUGCGGUUCUACUGAUAUCCAGAUCGUCGGUGAUGAUUUGACUGUUACCAACCCCAAGCGUAUCAAACGGGCCGUCGAUGUGAAGGCCUGUAACUGCCUGCUUCUCAAGGUCAACCAGAUUGGAUCUGUCACAGAGUCCAUUGAGGCGUGUAAGCUUGCCCAGAGCAGUGGAUGGGGUGUGAUGGUAAGCCAUCGUAGCGGUGAGACCGAAGACACAUUCAUUGCUGACUUGGUGGUUGGUCUGUGCACUGGACAGAUCAAGACUGGAGCUCCAUGCCGAUCAGAGAGGCUUGCUAAAUACAACCAGAUCCUCAGGAUCGAGGAAGAGCUAGGAAACAAAGCAAUCUUCGCUGGCAAGAAGUUCCGCCAUGCUAUCAAUCUCAUCAAGUAAAGAUGUCUAACUCAUUGGCCGAUGGAACUAGAAUAUCACGCUUUUUAAUACCUUUUGUAACACAAGUAUGAAUAGCCAUAGUUUAAUAACCUCCCAAGAAAGGUAUGCAGGUAUUUGUGAUGGUCUGAUUAUUUUCCUCUGUUUGAGAAUAUGCUCUUGGAAGACGUGGCUGAUAGUUGUUGUUCACUGCAUGUUAUUGAUAUUCUCUUAAACUGGAAGUACUGGAAUCUAUAACCAAUAUGUAUGUUAGCCAACUCUGUCAUAUCCUAUGUACCCUAGAUGUUCAAAAUGUCUCCCUCUAACACCUACUUUAUGCCAGCCGUUCACUGAGCUUAGCUCCUGUGAGGCGAUGUGACAUGUUGAACAAUGAUUUUGGAUGGUGCCCUCUUUGAGCAAUAAACGGUCAAGAAAACACUCCAUACAUUACCUUGAUAUAACAUUUGUGUCAUUGUGUACCAUCACCAUCAUUAUUCUGUGAGUUUUCAUUGUAUCACUUACAAUUUGAAAAAUGAGUGAUCUACAAUUUAGUCUUCUCCGUUUCCAAAUGAGAACAGUCUACCAUGAUUAUUGUACUAUCCAUUAACAGGGAUGCUAUAUAUUGCAUAUCAGUGCAAAGUGGAAUUGAAUCUAGAGGCUUUAUAUUUAGUACGAUGAUCAGUAACCUAGAAACCAAAACGAAUUGACUGGUUAGUACUUGCUGUGUGCUGUGAACUGAUUUUUCUUUUCUUUUCCAAACACUGCCUCCAAAUAUGGAAUAUUUGAAAGAAGUGGACUGGCACUCACAAUCCCUCAUGGCUCACAAAAUGAACAAAUUUCAAAGCUCUUAUUUUAUUCAUAAUUGUUACACUUUUGCUUACAAGUGUUGCUUCAUUGCUCUAUGGGAUCAAUGGUGUAGUGCUAAUUUUUUCUUUUAGUGGGUGAAUCGCUCUGGAAAAAAAUCUAAGGCUGUAUGAUUAGAAGUGUCUCAAAUACAGUGCUCCUAACUAAUUCA
Molecule: messenger RNA, 2393 nt
Organism: Strongylocentrotus purpuratus (purple sea urchin)
Lineage: Eukaryota; Metazoa; Echinodermata; Echinoidea; Camarodonta; Strongylocentrotidae
Product: enolase
Exons: 14
Coding region: 89-1402 (437 amino acids)
Biological process (GO): glycolytic process
Cellular component (GO): phosphopyruvate hydratase complex
Molecular function (GO): phosphopyruvate hydratase activity; magnesium ion binding
Source: RefSeq, a predicted model, not a curated record